AAAAGGGCCUAAAGAAUCUGAUAGAAUCCAGCAAGCCACAUUCCAUUACAACACCCCCGCAGCUAGCGUUAUUAGAUGAUAAGGAACUGGCCCCAUCUACAUUAAUUUUAAUCCAAUCAGUCGGUGGUCGUUGACAGGUAAUUCAGGAACCAAACCUUGGUUAUCACGAGAGUAAGUGAGCAACCGAAUGCCCUUCACUAGUGAUGAUCCUCAUCAGUCAUCCUGGCCCAUCGAAGCAUCAGCCUUAUUCUCGUGGGAAUCUCAUAGGGAACAUUCAUGCUCAUAUAUAAGCCACGUACCUGCAUCUUGGCUCAUUGAUUGGUUUCGGCCUUUUUAGGUUCCCUCUAGUUUUUGUGUUCUUCGUCUGCACGCUAUGACUACCGAAGCCACUAAUCCAAAAUCCGUGUACGAUUUUGUCGUCAAGGAUGCUAAGGGAAAUGAUGUUGACCUUUCUACUUACAAAGGAAAAGUCCUGCUGAUUGUCAAUGUUGCUUCCAAAUGUGGCUUAACCGACUCGAAUUAUACGGAGCUGAAUCAAUUAUAUGAGAAGUAUAAAGAUAAAGGUCUCGAGAUACUGGGAUUUCCAUGCAAUCAGUUUGGUGCACAAGAACCUGGAACCAAUGAUGAAAUCGUGGAUUUUGUCUGCACUCGCUUCAAAUCAGAAUUCCCCAUCUUUGAUAAGAUUGAAGUGAAUGGCGACAAUACUGCCCCAGUGUACAAGUUCUUAAAGUCGUGCCUAUGGGGAAUUAUUGGCGAUGAUGUCCAGUGGAACUUCGCCAAAUUUCUAGUUGACAAGAACGGCCAGGCCGUGGGUCGCUAUUAUCCCACAACUUCUCCUCUCAGCCUUGAGCGGGACAUCGAAAAGAUUGUGGGUAUUAUAUAAAUUGUCAAGCACCUCAUAUGACGAAGAGCUCUUGGUUUUUCCCUGUAUGUUGUGUAUUAAAUUUGUUUACUUGAAAAAGAAACUUGUUUAUCCUCAGAUGCGGCGUAUUACGCGUACUAAAUAAGGACUUAGAAUCCUUUAGCUAUAAAUGAUGUGUGUUGAAUUUAGUCCAUUUGAAAAAAGGGUUUCAAGGAACGUUCAUAUCUA
Molecule: messenger RNA, 1090 nt
Organism: Neltuma alba
Lineage: Eukaryota; Viridiplantae; Streptophyta; Magnoliopsida; Fabales; Fabaceae
Product: glutathione peroxidase 1
Exons: 6
Coding region: 374-883 (169 amino acids)
Biological process (GO): response to oxidative stress
Molecular function (GO): peroxidase activity
Source: RefSeq, a predicted model, not a curated record